Messenger RNA from Aspergillus niger, 1503 nucleotides. RefSeq lists its product as uncharacterized. The transcript has 4 exons. NCBI's taxonomy places the organism in Eukaryota, Fungi, Ascomycota, Eurotiomycetes, Eurotiales, Aspergillaceae. The record is from RefSeq and is a predicted model, not a curated record. Bases 1 to 1503 code for a protein of 500 amino acids.
AUGAUUCUGAUAUCCGGAGUGUCCGUGCUCUCAUUCUCGGCCCUCCAGAUACUCCCUACCAGUUCGGCUUCUUCGAGGUUCGUUUCCAAUUCUUCGAUAAUAUCAGCCAACUUCACAGUGCUCUGUGUUGAUCUCCAGCAUGAUACCCUAGUUUUUGAUCAAGUUCGGAAAAGGUACAUUAUCAUCAUCUCGUGCCAAUUCUUAAAUCCGUGGACAAGUGGACUAAGCUUCGCAGACUACCCGGCGACAUCUCCGAAUGUUCGCGCCCUGACCACUAACGGUGGUCGCAGCCGCUUUAACCCAAACAUCUAUUCAUCUGGCCGGGUCUGCUUAACCUGGCGAGGCGAGAGUGGGGAGCAAUGGUCGUCUGCGCAGUGCUUAGAGUCUCUUCUUAUCUCGAUUCAGAGCUUAAUGUCGUCUAACCCCUACGAAAACGAACCCGGAUAUGAAGGCACACGAUCUUCGAGUGAUAAAGAGAACAUGGAAGCUUACGUCUCCAAGAUACACCAUGAAACUCUCCGUCUUGCCGUCCUUGAGCCUCUUGAGGCAUCUCUUAACAUCUCACUUGAAGGGGAUGCGGACUCGCUAGCUGAUCCAACAUCUGAAGGCGAUGAUAAUAUCAUCUAUGAGGAUGGGAGGUCUUCCUUUGACCCGUUUUCGGAUUUUCGCAAAAAGCGUUUCUUGUGGUAUUAUGAGCCCUACAUGCAAUCGCUUGUCGCUGCAGAGAAGAAACACUCUCGCAAAACCAAAUUCCAGAGAAUGCCUUUCGAGGGUGGCAACAAUAGUAUGGAUGGUCAUUUCGACUAUCCGGAGUUAAGACGGCGGAUGGCGGUGGUCAAGGACGCCAUUCUUCGAGAAACACACGGUUGGGCUGUAGAAGGACAAUUGGCCAAGAAGCAAGAAUGGGGUAUUGCAGCGAGUCUGCAACGACAGUACGAACAAAUUGUUGAAAACCUCAAGCAUCAGAACAACAUUACGGUCGAUCUAUACCUUGAUGAGGGGAACCCAUUCAUGUGGAGGCUCACGUACUUUGGACGACCCAUGACGCAACUGGAUGGUGGCAUGUUCAAGGUCCUGAUACACCUGAGUCCGCGAUUUCCGGAAGAACAGCCCCGUGUGUUUCUCGAGGCAUCGUCUUUCUUUCAUAUUCGUGUGUCCAAAGAGGGAGUUUUAUGCUACGUUCCAAGGCGAACAGAGGAAAUGCGCUAUCACAUCGAGGGGAUUGUCGCAUCUCUAGAAGAAGAACACCCACCCUAUGACCCACGAACCACAGUUUGCCCCGAGGCAACCAAGUUGUUUUGGGGAACACCGGAAGAUCGAAGGAAGUACAACCGAGAAUUGCGACGAUCAGUAGAGAGGACCGUAUAUCUUGGCUACAAUGUUCUGGAUUUCGGGCCUAUACUUCCUCACUGCUACUUUAUUCAUUCUUUCCCAGAUCUUCAAGCCGCUUUAUCAGCAGAAAAGGGCAAGGGUCUAUUCACCAGGGCUUCAGGUGUGCUGUAG